Messenger RNA from Cheilinus undulatus (humphead wrasse), 1548 nucleotides. It is a transcript of the gene tipin, whose product is annotated as timeless interacting protein. Gene Ontology annotation, molecular function: DNA binding. The record is from RefSeq and is a predicted model, not a curated record. Bases 94 to 1149 code for a protein of 351 amino acids. Lineage: Eukaryota; Metazoa; Chordata; Actinopteri; Labriformes; Labridae. The transcript is spliced from 8 exons. Gene Ontology annotation, biological process: replication fork arrest; DNA replication checkpoint signaling; DNA damage response. Gene Ontology annotation, cellular component: nucleus; replication fork protection complex.
GAAGGAUAUAUAGUCAACUUCGCGCCUCGCAUUGCUUCAGCAUCUCCGGACAGAUCGUGGCAGGGGAUAAGUUUCUUUUAGGAAUUAAAGACAAUGGCGGACCCUCAGAAAGACGGCCUCUUUGACAUCCCAGACUAUGACGGCUUAGAGGAUGAAGCUUUCCCUCCUCUCCCUCCUCCUCACUCACCCGGCCAGGGAGGACAGGAGGACGGAGACCCUUUUGGAAAUGAGGAAGAGAACGGCGAGGUGUCCAAGCUGGCCGAUGUUCCUGCUGCUAAAAGAAAAGGAGUGAAGAGGCCACAACCCAAACUGGACUCUCAGAGGCUAAUCUCAGAUAGAGGACUUCCCGCUCUGCGAACGCUGUUUGAAAAUGUUCUUUUCAAAGGCAAAGGCCACGAGGCUGAGGAUCUGCGGCUGCUGAUGCAGAAGAUGGAGAACUGGGCUCACCGCUUGUUCCCAAAACUACAGUUUGAAGAUUUUAUUGACAGAGUGGAGAAGCUUGGCAACAAGAAGGAAGUGCAGACUUGUCUGAAACGGAUCCGACUGGACAUGCCGUUGACACACGAAGACUUUAUUGGUGAAGAGGAGCCGCCUCCAGAACCACACAUCUUUGGGGAUCUAGAUCCGUUUAAUACUGCAGAUUUCCCUGAUGACCUGCAGGGGGCGAUCCACUCCACUCCAGCUCCGGUCCCUGUACCUUCCCUCCCUUCCUCCCCCACUGUCCCCUCUCUAACUGAGGAGCAGCGCAGACGUAUGGAGCUGAACCGACAGAAGGCGCUGGAGAGGAAACUCUCUCGCCAACAGCAGCAGCAGCAGCAAACAGAUCCUUCAGACUCGCAGCCUGUCGACUCUUCAGCGCCACCACAUGAGCCCACAUCUGUCUCCUCUGCAAACAUGCUCAACUCGUCUAAAGCUCAGGAUGAGCAGGAGGAAGUGGAGGAUUUACACCCACAGCCAGACAGCAGCAGCAGCACGCAAGAAAAACAGCAAAAAGAAGAAGAGCAGAGCGAGCCUCCAGAGAAAGACUCUGAGACGUCAGAAGAAGCAGCUCAGUGUGAGAAAGAAGACGAAAACGGCCUCGAUGCUGAUAACAAACCAACAAACCCACCCGAGUGUGAGGAGAGUCCUGCUGAAAUGAGUGUAGCUUAAUCUGCAACCAAAUUUGUUCAAAUGUACAUUUUGUUUUAUAAAUAUGGAAUAAACAGACUGACCUCAGCGCUGAGUCAGCAAACUGAGCUGGAGUUUUCACUCUUUAGGUUUCACUGCAGGCAGGAUGCUGUUCAGUUUUCUUGAUUGAUUGAUUGGUGUUUGAUCUAUAAAGUGUUUUUAUGAUUUCUGUUAGAGCUCCCCAAAUGCUGCAGUCAUAUUAUGUCAAAACCAAGGAAGCAGUAAAACACGCCAUGCCUUAUCAAUCAUCCUCUAAUCAGAAACAUUUCUGUAAAACUGUUAUGUUCCUGUCAGAAAUAAAGACAUGGUGCUGUACUCUGAUGGUGUGCUGAGAUCCACAUAUUACAUAAUAAAUUUAAUAAAGGCUUUUUUAUUUCUAAA